AUUCAUAUUGUUAAUGGUCAGGGCAAUGAGAAGAAAUGAUAUUGAUACUUGCUUAUUUUCUUUUAUUCUAUGGCGCUCAAUUACGUGGAAGAUGAACGCCGAAUAAACGAACUUAAUUAAAGUAUACUUACUUUAGAGACGCUUCGAACAGCUGUCUCUGUGAUUGAAUUCUGGCCGUCGUGGCGUUACCACAUGUGCUCGGGCUAACACUUCAAUAAAUUGUUCUCCGUGAAAUUAUCUAUUCACUGUUGUGUUUUCCUACUUUGUUAGUUACUUACAGUCUCGAUUAGCUGCUACGGACCAUGGAAGCAUAUUACUCGUGUAGCUGCUGCCUGGUGCGCCCUCCGGAUAAAGGCCUCAAGACUCUAUACAAUCAUCUUGGCAAAGCAGAGAUAUAUUGCGACAUGCUGAGAGAAUGCUUCGGUUUAAAUCUAAGCUUAGGAAAUGACGAGUGUGGGAUCUGCGAGGUCUGCGUGGGGCGGCUGCGGGACGCGAACAACUUCAAGCUGCAAGUGCAGCGCGUCCAGGACGUCCUGCACGCGCGGCUCACGGGAGCACUCCCUGCCACUGCAGGUGACAGCAUCGAAAUCAAGUUAGAGAAACCAACUGAAGAUGACGCCAUUUCGCGCGGGAUCAAGCAGGAGAGGCCAGAGGUGGAAAUAGCUGAUAGCAAAAUCGUACCAGUUGCAUUACACGAAGGAUCGCCAGCGCCUUUUGCUCAACCAGUUCCUACCGCGUCCCACAGCGUCUCGGUCGCGCCAGCUCCAAACGUUACCAGGCGCCGCUCUCACACUGGAGAGAAACCGUACGCGUGCAACAUAUGCGACAAAAGAUUCGGACAGAAAGGCCACUUAAAUGUUCAUUACGCAAACCAUAUAGGAAAAUUCAAAUUCUCUUGCGAAUUAUGCAAAAGGGGAUUCGUACACAAACAUCAAUAUGUUACUCAUAUGUGGAUACAUACUGGUGAAAAACCAUACGUAUGUGAUAUAUGCAACAAGAAAUAUAGGUAUAAAGGCCAAUUAAAACAACAUAAAAAUAGUCAUUUGAAAUAUGAUCAGAAUCGCGUAGAGCCAGGAGAAAUAACUACAUGCGAAAGAGGGUCAUCAGAAGAAUCAGAACAAGGACCCACAAAAGAUUUUACGUGUGAUAUAUGCAAAAAGCAAUUUGUAAAUAAAAACUAUUUAGCUGCUCAUUUCAAACAUCACUCUGGGGAUUAUCCCUUCACUUGCGACAUUUGUAAAAGGAAAUUUAAUACGCAGUUUGCCUUAAAUACUCAUAAAUUUGAUCACUCGGGAGGGAGACCUUUUAAAUGUGAAAAAUGCAAUAGGGGGUACACAACGAAAAGUGCUUUAACUCUACAUUUGAAAGUUCACACUGAGGAUUAUAAGCACGCAUGCCAUCUGUGUAGUAAACGGUUCAUAAUAAAGGAGUCUUUAAAUGUACAUAUGCGCGUACAUACGGGUGAAAAGCCUUAUACCUGUCUAACUUGUGAAUCUAAGUUCCGCUAUAGACGUGGCUUGAAGAUACAUUUAUUGGCGAAACACAAUCAAGUUAUGGACAAACAGUUCAGUUGUGAAACUUGUGGGAAACGAUUUUCAUUACAGGGGACUUUAGUAAAACAUAUGAACAAACACACUGUCCAUACUGAGAAGGAAGGGAGGAAGAAGGAAAAGAAGGAGAAGGAAACUGCAGAUAAAAAGAAAGACCUAGAAUUUAUGUGCGAAACAUGUAGUAAACGAUUUUCGUCAAUAGGUUUUCUAAAUAGACAUAGAAUUAUACAUAAUGAAGAAAAACCUUUCGAGUGCGAAGUAUGUCAUAAAAAAUACCGAACGAAGCCGAAUUUACAGGACCACAUGCAGGUGCACGAGGAAAAAAAACACUCUUGUGAAGUAUGCGGCCAGCAGUUCAGACAUAAGUCUGCCUUGUACGUUCAUAUCCGACGGUUACACUCCGAGAACAGACCACAUGUUUGCGAUAUUUGUAAAAAGACUUUUGUUGUUCUUGCUCAACUAAAAGAACAUCAUCGAGUACACACUGGCGAGAAACCGUAUGCUUGCGGAAUAUGCUAUAAGAAAUUUCCGUGGCGUAACGGGGUUAAAAGACAUCUAGUACAAGUUCACAAUGAGAAACCUACGAGAUUUGUUAAAUUAAACGAAUUGAAUAAAGAUGACUAAAUUAAAAGUGACUUGUUGUGUAAAAUACAUUGGAUGGAAGAGGGCACUGAUGAAAUCAUUUUUAGAAUUCCGUAGUCAAUUUAUACUAUUAUAGUUUCGCUAUGUUCGUCCGCGAAUUUGCUCAGUGAUCGUUACGUAUAUAAAGCUACAAUUUGGCGUGCGUAUAUAUUCACUCUUUAAAAAAAACAGCAAAAUAGUACAUUACGAUACAAGUGCGAAAAAUAGGAAAUUCGAAACGAGUGGCGAUAAAUUAAAACACGACCGAAGGGAGUGUUUUAAAUCGACACGAGUUGCGAAUUACCUAUUCGCACAUGUAUCGUACAACGUUUUACAGUACAUAUGGCCCUUUAAAUGUUCGACACAGUAACGUAAUAUGCUACUUCUCGCACUAGUGCUAUAAAGUAGCCCCAUAUGUACUGUAAAAACUUUUUUAGUUGGAGGCAGGGGUGCCCACUCUGCCCGGGUCCCAAGACUAAUAUGGAUCGGCGAGCAAUAUUCUAGGGUGACAGUGUCGAUUCCCCUGUGCUUUGUGGCAAGCUCUAUGAACCACAUUACCAAGAUCUAUUGGAGCUACUGAAGACUAUCGAAGUUUUCAGUAACACUCAAAAUGAAGUUUGGAAUUGAUACUCGUAAGUGUGCGGUUAUGGAUGUACAGUGGGGAUAAUCCACAACUUUUGGAGGCAAUGUCUCUCUGAGAAUCAGAAACCUAUGAAUGAAAUAACUUGGUAGGCUUUUCGGAAUUUUUAUUAAUGUUAUUAAUCGAUCAGGUUUGUUUUGUGGAUCAAAUGUCCAUAUGGGACUCAAUGCAUUAGAGCAAUACAAAAGUCAAAAGUGAUAUCCAAAAUCUGCCAAUGAUAUAAUAAAUAAAUAAAUAUUAUGGGACAUUAUUACACAAAUUGACUAAGUCCCACAGUAAGCUCAAUAAGGCUUGUGUUGAGGGUACUUAGACAACGAUAUAUAUAAUAUAUAAAUAUUUAUAAAUACUUAAAUUCAUAGAAAACACCCAUGACUCAGGAACAAAUAUCCAUGCUCAUCACACGAAUACAUGCCCUGAUAUAUUCUACUUACGAUACGCUCCUGACAAAAUGGUAAGCAAUCGUGACGUCACUAUUGAGCCGUCUUGAAGUUUGUAAAACUAGGAAAUUGCGAGUAUGUCGGUGAAAUAUUGCGUUUUUGUGUAUACUCGCUGUACAAACUUUUUGUAACAAAAUGUAAGAAUUCGAAUAGUACCGAUUGUUUUUUUCCUAUUUGAAAGUUUGAUAUUCUGUGUAUUUUAUCAUUUCCAAAUAUUUUUAAAAUGUCCAAUUUAUUGCGAGCAAUUGCUCAUUAUCUAUUUAUUUUACUGUAUUUUAUAUUAAAAUUGUUAUCAAUAUCUUCGAUAUGACGUCACACUUUCAAUCCGGAGGUCGCGGGUUCAAAUCCAGGCUCGUACCAAUGAGGUUUUCGGAACUUAUGUACGAAAUAUCAUUUGAUAUUUACCAUUCGUUUUGCGGUGAAGGAAAACAUUGUGAUGAAACCUGCAUACAUCUGUGGAGAAAUUCAAAGGUGUAUUGUGAAGUCCACAAUCCGCAUUGGGUUAGCGUGGGGACUAUAGCCCAAGCCCUCUCGCGCAUAAGAGGAAGCCUGUGCCCAGCGGUGGGACGUAUAAAGGCUGAAUUAUUAUUAUAUAUAGUACCACAAGAAGUGUAGUAGGUACUUUCAACGACUGGGUAAUGCCUCUACUCGCAAACUCUUGGCAGAACUAAAGUGAACCCGACUGGGAUGAGCUACAUGAUUGUUUAACCCUUUACCAGGCUAAGGGAGAUAUAUUUCCUACAUACGGCACUUCAAACUUGUGUUCUAUUUUCGAUGAGUAAGACUGACAUUUGAUUUUUAUUUUUGAACUGUCAGCCUGAUAAAGGGUUAAAGAAAGUAUUGUUAUGUUUAAAUGAUUACACUGCUUAAUUGUACAUUUCCAUGUGUUAUGUGUGUAUUACUUUAGAUUUGACAUAUUUGAAUUAAGAAUUCUAUUAGGCUUAGGACUUUGUUGCAAAUGUUUGUAUAAAUUACAUCUGUCAUCUAAUGUAAAAAUAAUUAACUAAAAAUAUAUAAAUUAAAUGAA
Messenger RNA from Cydia pomonella (codling moth), 4275 nucleotides. Its product is annotated as gastrula zinc finger protein XlCGF57.1-like. The coding region runs from base 303 to 2174 and encodes 623 amino acids. NCBI's taxonomy places the organism in Eukaryota, Metazoa, Arthropoda, Insecta, Lepidoptera, Tortricidae. The transcript has 6 exons. The record is from RefSeq and is a predicted model, not a curated record.